Ciona intestinalis (vase tunicate) is the source of this 1459-nucleotide messenger RNA. NCBI's taxonomy places the organism in Eukaryota, Metazoa, Chordata, Ascidiacea, Phlebobranchia, Cionidae. The record is from RefSeq and is a predicted model, not a curated record.
AGGAUUUUCAACUAGUAUAGUUAGGUGUCGAAUUUGAUUUAUUUAAAAUUAAAACUGGUAAAUGGCAUGUGAAAUUAUGACGGAACCUACAACAUUAAGUAGUGCAGAUCCAAUGCCAAUGGAUACUGAUGAUGUGGAAGUAGUCGACGUUUUUAGCUUAUCUGAAAAAGCAAAAGAUGAUGGAAAUAAGUGUUAUAAAUCAAAAGAUUAUUACGAUGCUAUAAAACACUACUCCAAAGCUAUUGAGUAUUCUCCGAAAGUGGCGAGCUAUUAUAGCAAUCGUUGUGCUGCACGCAUGAUGUUACAAAAAUAUAAAGAAGCUUUGGAAGAUGCCCAAACUGCCAUCAAAGUUGAUAAUACAUUUGCUAAGGCUUACAUACGAGAAGCAAAAUGUCACAUUGCACUUGGAAAUGCACAAGCUGCACUUUUAUCUUUACAAAAAGCUAAGGACCUUGAUCCUAGUUGUGACCAUGCAGUAAUGGCUGAGGUACGGCAUGCCAGGACACUCGCAGAAUUUGAGAAGCAAGCAGAACAAGCAUCCAACCAAAAAGAUUAUCGGCAGGUGGUUUAUUGCAUGCGGCGUGCUUCAGAAAUAUCCCCCGCUUGUGUUCGAUUUCAGCUCACUAAAGCUGAAAACCUUGCACUGAUGGGAAAGUAUGGGGAAGCACAAGAUAUUGCUGUGGCAAUAUUACGUGCCGACAAAAUGAAUGCAGAUGCUGUUUAUAUACGAGGUAUUUGUCUUUACUAUGAUGACAACAUAGAUAGAGCCGUCACCUUCUUUACCCAUGCCCUUAAACUGUCACCAGACCAUCAUAAUGCAAGGCUUAACUUAAAGAAAUGCAAAUUACUGGCGAGUAAAAAAGCUGAGGGAAACGAAGCUUUCAAAGCGAGUAAGUUUGAAGAAGCUUACACGGUAUACAGCGAGGCUCUUGAAGUUGAUCCAAAGAACAGAAAGACAAACGCAAAGUUACAUUGUAACAGAGCUCUUGUGGAAAGCAAAAUAGGAAAGUUAAAGGAAGCCGUGAUUGAUUGCACAAAAGCUUUAGAACUUGAUGAAAACUACACUAAAGCAUUGCAUAGGAGAGCUAAAUGCCACACAGAUUUAGAAAACUACAGCGAGGCAGUGUACGACUAUCAGAAGAUUUACCAAAUGGACCGAACGAGAGAAAACAAGCGGAUAUUAAGCGAGGCUGAAGCUGCGUUGAAGCGAAGUAAAAAGAAGGAUUAUUAUAAAAUACUUGGUGUUAGUAAAGAUGCCACAGAUGACCAAAUAAAGAAAGCUUAUCGCAAACAGGCUUUGAACAUCACCNAGAUCGCCACGCACACGCCACCGAUGCAGAGAAAGCAGCGACCGAACACGAGUUUAAAGAAGUCGGUGAAGCUUAUGCUGUUCUUAGUGACCAGAAAAAGAGAGGGAGGUUUGAUCGCGGUGAAGACUUAGACGGGCCUUCCAUGCAAG